UUGUCACGUGCAGGAGCAGUCGGACUCAACGAGUAGGACCCAGUCUGUAAGCAGGUACAAGUGUCGCGUGCCGGUAAUAAACCGCACCAAAGCAUAACGGUCGCUCCAUUCCAUCUACCUGGCUUCUUCAUACAUAAAGCUUACAUUCAAUCGAUCGAAUCUCGGCUGAGGAGGAGAGAGAGAAACAGAUCAUAUCUGUCCGAUCGUUCGAAGGAACUGCUCCUCGUGGAACCAUCGAACCACCGAUUAAUCGAGAAAAAUCAAGGAACCGAACGUUUAUCCGGCCGUAAUAAACAUGUCGUCGGAUAUCAGAAAGAUUACGAUCAAGCUGGGACCGUUGGUCGUACGCAACGACGGCGACGAAUAUCUGCCCAUGCAAAUAACGGUCGACGGUGGGAGUUCCGUCGUGUGGAUCGAGCAAGAUCUCAAGAAGUGCAAGGAUAAUACGUUCUUCUACGAAUUUGCAUACCGCGCCGGACAAGGGAAGGAGGAGGAGGGGGGCGACACCUCCGGACAGAUCACUAACAAACGUACGUCAUCGCUCGCUCGGGUGGUGAAGAAAGAGUACGAUAACUUGAAUCUCGGGAAAAAGGCGAUCGCCGACGAGGCCCCGACCACCCCUAAAUCGUCGAAUGAGUCGCCGACCGCCGUUACCGCGGCCAUGAAAAAAGUGAAAAUCACCGAGCCGGUUGAUAGGAGUCUGAUGCCGAAAAUACAAAAAUUUCUUAGACACAACGAUGCUAUAAGCGCUCUUGCCGUUGACGACGAAUGGAUGAUUACCGGUUGUCGCGGCGGUACGUUGCACGUUUGGACCAUAAAUGGAAAACAUCGUCUCUUGAUUCCUGCCCACAAGUCGUCCGUCGAAGCCGUGGCAUGGAUACACAAGAACAAGGACGUUGCCAGAUUCGUUAGCGUAUCGAAGGACGAAACUACUAUGAUAUGGGACUGGAAUAUCGAUGACCAUUCUGUGAGCAGCAUACAGUGUACGCACCAACGCUUGGGCACCUAUGGUUGGUUCGACACGGUUUCCGUUAAUCAGGACAAGACCACUAUGGUUUGCGGAGGAUGGGACUCCAUGCUGAAAUUUUGGUCGACGGAACCCGGAGAGAAAACCAAGCCCACUAUCGAGGCAUUGCCGGCACGCAACCAUAGAGGAGUGAUGCAAUUGAUGAAAGGCCAUACAGGCGUUAUCACCGGUGUAGUCUGGUCGGAUAAAAACGAAAUUAUAUCGUGCUCGUUGGACGAGACGGUGAAAGUCUGGGAUUACGAACAGAGCAAAAUCAAACAGGAAUUCAGCGACAAGGAAAGUUUUUACAAGCUCGAUUAUUCGCCAUUGAAUCGUUGCAUAAUAGCGUCCACCUACGACCAAGUUCGUUUGUACGAUCUGAGAGCAGCAGAUGGCAAGCUCGAGAAAACGUUGUUCGCUCAGCGCAAGGAACCGAUGAGAUGUCUGAAAUGGUCGACCGUGGACGAGCAUAAGUUCAUCUUGGCGGGCGGUAAAAUGCAAGUUUGGGACACCAGAAACCCGAAAUCACCGUUGUACGACCUACGCGGGCACGACGAGGAAGUGUUAUGCUGCGACUGGUCGAAUCCAAAGUUCAUGGUGUUCGGUGGCGAGGACAGCAUCGUAAGAAUAUUCGAAUCACCGCGCGUAACUAAGGACGAUGAAUAAACGAUGAAUAAACGCGGCAUUUAUCGAUGAAUACAUGUAUUUAAUGAUUGGUC
Molecule: messenger RNA, 1725 nt
Organism: Megalopta genalis
Lineage: Eukaryota; Metazoa; Arthropoda; Insecta; Hymenoptera; Halictidae
Product: ribosome biogenesis protein WDR12 homolog
Molecular function (GO): protein binding
Source: RefSeq, a predicted model, not a curated record